AUUUGGCAGGUUCGUCCCUGGAGGGUGUGUGUGUACGUAUGUCUGAGACUCGCUAAGCAACGACCUGCAAACGGGCAUCCGAGCCAGUCCGAGCCAAAAAGAAAAAAAAACAGGAACCACAUUAUUUUUCGGGUGUCUUUGCAAUGUUACCGAAGAUAUCUCUACACCGCCUGCUUUGAUCUCGUCGAAGUUGUCGUCUCUCCAGACGUCGACCACAAAACCCAAACAAGAAAUUAAUGCAUCUUGCUCCGCGUUCCUGUUUGUUUUGACCUGUGUAGCUAGAAGGGAAUCCUGCUAGAGGGAUUAGCGGUCCGUCAAUGAGGAACUACCGGCUCAUCUUCUGCCACAACCUGAAGCAGCCAUAGAUGGUUCAGUGGUUCACUGGCCAGGGGAGGAGAGGAUAGCACACACUUUCACUGCUACACGACGUGAGGUCUUGGCGGGUUUGUGGUGAGGAGGAGGAGGAGGCCAUGAGGAAGAGCGUGUCUCUGUUGCCAGGCAAUGAGGGCGGGAGCUCAGCCAGCACCACACGGGUUUUUGGCGUUCCAUUGGAGGAGGUGUCACGCACACACACAAUCAGUGGCCACGAGGUUCCUGCACUGGUGAAACACAUUGUCGACUACAUUGAGGAGCAUGGUCAUCUGGACCUGGAGGGGCUCUUCCUGGUUAAUGGCAACGCAGAGCGUGUGGAUUGGCUGCGUCAGCGCUACGACAGUGGUGAAGAGGUGGAGCUAGAGAAGGAGGCAGACCUGGCAUCAGCGGUCAGUUUGCUCCGACUCUUCCUGCAGGAGCUUCCUGAGCCCGUUAUACCAACAGCGAUACAGGGACACAUACUACAGCUACACCAAGAGUACAGUAAUGAAGAGGAGCUGUGUAGAAACUUGAAGUACCUGCUGCAGCAGCUUCCCCAGCUGAACUACGGCCUGUUGCGUUUCCUGUGCCGCUUCCUGGCCAGUGUGGCAUCACUUCAGCAGGAGAGCUGGAACGUUGGGGCGCUGGCCGCCGUCUUCGGACCAGACAUCUUCCAUCUGUCAUCAGAAGGAGAGGACCUUCGGGACCAGGAGUCUGUCAGCAGAGUCCUGGCAGAGCUGUUAGACAACCAGGAGGGCCUAUUCGACUCAGAGGACGAUGACGUCUCCACUACGAACGACUACAGCUCCAUUAAUGAACAGAUCACAGAGCUGUUGGAUGACGACAAGUGUGAGGCAGAAUGUGAAGAGCUGCCUCAGGACGGGGAGGAGGGUCCUGCCUCCUCCGACUCACCACAACACACACACAGUGAUGACAGCCCUGCAGCCAGCUCCCACCUCUCCCCUAUAUCCAUCCUGCCUGCUGACUCUGCUGAGAUAAUUCAGCGAACCAUCAGGGCUGCAGUGGAGCAGCACUUCUUUGAGCUGAAAACCUCCAUCGACCAAGACCUCAGCAACUACGACAGCCCGGGGGUGAGUCCCAGUGAGCCUGCUGAAGAGGGUUGCCAUGGAGACGAGGAACAACAAACGGACCCUGAGGACAGUCCCUGCGACACAGAAGGGGAUACCCCACUCACAGAAAAUGAGCAACACAUACAACAAAGCCAGACCGUCACACAGGAUUCACCGGACUCUGGUGCCACCCUGGAGGAGAGCUUGGGAAUGGACCUGGAUGCAGAGGCUGUCAGAGAUGCUGAGAACAACAUCAGUACUGCCAGGCAGGACAAUCAAACCUGUGACACCAUGGAGCAGACCGACACUAUAAGCUGUGACUUGAGUUCAUGCCGCUGCGAUCAGAACGCCAACACCAGCGAGACCAAUAGGAAUCACCUGUCGCCAUGCCAACCAAACUCUGGCCACAAUCCCCACCUCCAACUCUUUCCUGACAACCAGUGGGAAGCGUCACCUCCCUCCCAUCUCCACCUCCCUCCCAUAGACUUCUCAUGUAUGCAUCUGCAAAAAGAAGGCCAAGACCCCAUCCCGGCUUACAAAUCCUGGCAGGAUGACAGCGAGAGUGGAGAGGCACAGCUCUCCCCCCUGGCUGGUCGCAUGGUUCCUCUCCCCCCGCUGCCCCUGGAGGAGGAAGGCGAGGAUGAGGAGGGGGAGGGAGGGCAGGACGCCUCCCCCUCUUCUUCACGCUCCCACCCUCACCUUCUAGCCCGACGCUUCCUCGACUUUGGAGCGCACGGUGCCCAACGCUUCCUCCAGCAGGACCCAGACGCCACCUCACCCACCAAAGCACAGAGUUUGUGGUGCACUUUGAUCAGGCCGCGGCGAGCAUCGUUUGGCUCCAAAGAGGCGAUGAGAGGAGGAGAUUCAGUGACCCACCAACUCACCAAGAAGCUACAACAUCUGAAGAAGAAAAUCAAACAGUUUGAAGAGCAGUUUGAGAAGGAGAGGAACUAUAAGCCCUCUCAUGGAGACAAGGCAGCUAACCCCAAAGUCCUCAAGUGGAUGACCGACCUCACCAAGAUCCGCAGGCAGAUUAAAGGACGCCAGCACCACCUUUUACCCAGAAGCACGCUGAGGCACCAGGCUUUGCUCCAUUCACACAGACGCCACCAUGCUCCCUCCUCCCCUUCCUCCUCCUCCUCUAUCUGCUCACCUCCCCAUCACACACUCACCCCCCCGCUCCACCCCUACUCAGGCCUGAGCUCUAGACCGUUUCACCUCAAUGCCAAACACCGUGCAGAGAGCGAGCUCGGCCCCCAGACUCGUCCUCGGAGCAACACCUUGCCCAAGAGCUUUGGCUCCACACUGGAUCAGGGUGCCUGCGAUACAGCGGGGGAGGUAAAAGGUCAGCGUCCCACCAGGGAGGAAACACUGGAGCUGAUCCAGCGCAGGGUCAAAGGGAAGCGGCAGGAGGACGGCUGGCCUGAUGACAUCAAAAAGAUGACAAAGGAGCAGUUGUCCUGUGAGAAGACAGUCCUGCAGAAGAACCUGCUGCACUAUGAGGGCCUGCAUGGUCGACCGGUGACCAGAGAGGAACGUCUGGUGGUGAAGCCUCUCUACGAUCGCUACAGAUUGGUCAAACAGAUGCUCACCAGAGUUAGCAUCACACCUGUCACAGUGUCCCCUUCCAGUAAGAGGCGGAGUCAGACCCUCCAGCCAAUCAUAGAGGGUGAAACUGCUCAUUUCUGGGAGGAGAUCAAAGAGGAGGAGGAGGACGAGCGUAAAGGUGGUGGUGGAGAAGAAGAUGAUAGGGAGGAUGAGAGGGAGGAGGAGGAAGAAGAUGAGGAAGAGGAGGGAGAGAGCAGUGGUGGGGAGAUGCAGAGCUCCGAGGUCAUCAUGGCCGUUGACCUUGUGUCCCCGACCGACAGGCAAGUGAGGAGCCAGAACCAACAAGACAGCGACGGUGACUGUCCAAUGAGAGCCAAGCUUGAGGAAGGGUCAGGGAGGCUGGCGCUCGACCUGCGACUCUCCAGCUCCAACGCCUCAUCCAUGCCAGAGCUGCUGGAACAGCUGUGGAAGGCCCGCGCAGAGAAGAAGAAACUGAGGAAGACCAUCAGAGAGUUUGAAGAAGAUUUCUAUCAGCAUAAUGGAAGAAAUGUUCAGAAGGAAGACCGAGUGCCGAUGAUGGAGGAGUACAGAGAGUACAAGAGGAUCAAGGCCAAACUCCGGCUCCUGGAAGUCCUCAUCAGCAAACAGGAUUCCUCCAAAUCCAUCUAGACCCGCCCUCCUCAGACACCCGCUAACAACGCACACAUCAACCGUCAUCGCUGCUGAGAGGACCCGCCCAGGACGUCCACCAGUCUGUCGGACAUCAUCACACCUGGAAGGGAUUCACAAGCACUCCAGCUAACAGUAACCACAACAAGGCGAGUCGUGACUAUCAGUCAGACUUCAUGAUCCCUGCUAGGUCUGGUGCAGUCAUGUCAUGGAGAAAACUAAAUUAGAGUGAAGUGCUGGGUCAGAGUUACAGUAUACUUUCUUUUUACUUUCCUUCCUGAAUGCAGGAAACUUUCCAGUAACAUUUUGAGGGACUUUCAGACCUUACCUGUUCUUCAACAACAGGAACCAAGGUGAAGUUUUGCUUCUUGAGUCAUAGUUUCUGCCCAUAGAAAGUCCCUGAGGUAGCACUUUCUGAUGGCCUAGAAACCAAUCAACUAUUUAUGACUGGUCGAACAGCACACAACAAGACUGCUGCUGUUUGUGUACGCCAUUCAUUCGGACUGCAACCAAACCCUGGUUGUUGGUAAUAUCAGUAUUAGAACGAGGGAAGGAGAAAUUCUUCCUGACAAGUCAAGAAAAAGUAGUAAGCAAAUUAUUUAACAGAAACAUUUCAAAUGCUUUUUACUACUUAGUUGGUCUAAUCUGCCAAAUCUUUGCGAGUCUUGUGGCAAAAAGUAAAGAUGAAUGUGCUACAAUCACUUUUAGCUGCUGAGUUAAUCUGUGGUGUUUGUAGUUAUUUAGCUAAAACCUGUUUGUUUUUGUUUUUUUUUAGCAUUUUGACCACAAAAAUCACUCAAAACCUAACUUUUGUUGAUUUAAAAGAAUACAUCAUUAUCUAUACUACAGCUGUUUUUCUUUGUUCAGUAGUAUGGACAAAGAUGACAUUUCCCCAUGACAUGACUGCAGCGCCACUACCAGUCAAACUUAAAUUCGCUCCGAUCAGCCACAGCAAAUCUCUGCUGCCUCAUCCGACUUCAUAUCAUCUAAAACACGGCCGCAGGUUAGAUACAGAGAAAAAUGAAUCAUCACUGUUCGUCUUCAUCAUCCCACCAACGUGACAUAAGACUUUGCACUUGUCUUCUCAUGUUUCAUUUCCUCAACUUCUGCGGAAAAAUAACAAACAGUCUGACUUUUUUAUUUCACAAACUUUUCUGUUGUCGGUCUUUGUUCUUCACGUUUUUUUUUCCUCCACGCCGAGGAAUCUUAUCGGACAGCUCUGGACUGGCAUUUUAGACUCUCUUCAUUCAAGACAUGCAUUUGUUUGUUUAUUUGGGACAUUGUUCAGUGUGAAAAGUCCCUCUUUCUCCCUGCUUCAGCGAGUCACGAUUUCUUAAACCUGCCUCCUUGGUGCGAGGCGAUUGAUUAUUUUAUUCUGUAAGUAGAACUUCAUCUAACAUCUUCAUAUCCCGGAUGCUUCUGACUGAUUUUAAAAUUAAUUCACAAAGUUUAAAAACAUGUUUGUGCGUGUAUUCUUGUUAAAAAAAAAAAGAAUUGUACUCAUACGUGUUUGAGAGACACUGUUCAUGUUGAAUGAAAAAGAAUAUCUGUUGUAUUCCAAGGGAAAAUGAAAAAAAAGAAAUUGUAUCACUUCCCAGUGUGACCUUGGAGCUGUUGUGAAAGACUGAUUCUUAUUUUCUUUAUCAUUUAUUUCUUUUCUCCAGCAUUUUCCCCGAAUCUUUGUUUCUAUUUUGGCACCACUUGUCAGGAAAAUGUACAGAAGGUUGGCAUAUGGUGAUGUUACAUGUUUUUCUUCUUUGCAAACAACAAAAAAUAGUUUCCUAUGAGACUCUUACUCUGCUUUUAAGUUGUCAUAAGCUACAAUGUCUGGGUUUUCAAGUCAGCACUGACAGCACUUAAAGGCAGCAUUAGACGGAAGAUGUUCAUAGGAAACAGUCCUACUCAGAUUUGGAAAUUUUAUAAUAUAGAUGGAUACGGUUGUUGCAGAAAUCAUCUGGGAAAUUCUGGACUAGUUGUGGCAGGUUCAGAGGGAUUAUGGGUGAUAAACGCUGAGCAAGUAUCUGUUCCAUGUUGCUUCUUCUUCUCUGAAACCUAAGCAUGUUGAUUUUAGGUGAAGGUAGGAAGGUCCGACCAGGUUUUGUAUCAGGUAGGGAAGAGCAGGAAGCAGUUGCUGUGCAGCUGCAUCUGUGGUUCCUGGUUGAAGCUUGACUGUAGCUUUAAAGGCUGUUUUGUAUCGAUGAGGCACCGACACUGCCAGCACUGAUUUUAAAUGCAGAGAAGCAGCUCCAUCUGUGGUUAACUCAUAUUCUUCCCCAAAUGAUGAUGUCUUGUUUCACAGAGAUGGUGCUGGAGGUCUGAUAAAAGCUUUAGCAUAAUGUCCACAACACAGAGAGGGAAGUUUUACAGCGAAGAAGGUAAACACAAAAGCAACCUCAGCUGCGUUUCUGUCCAUGGUCAGAUCUCCAGUUCCAGUGAAGUUUCAUUUCCUGCUGGCAGGUAAAAUGAGAGCAGGAGAAAGUCAAUUUUGCGGUUUGAUGCAUGCCAACAAGUUUGUCCUCUUUGUUUUUCUUCUUCUUCUUAGAGGCCGUGUUGUCUUGUAUAAGAUCAGAUUCAAAGAUAUCACAGUGUGAUUUUAAAAUGUGGGAUGAAGAAAUUUCUAACAGAUGCUGAAUUUUGGGUUUAGCUGGUAAGUUAGUGAACCAGCUGUUCAGGAGGUCAAGUUCUGUUAUCACAACCUCAGUGACUGGUUAAUUGUGGCAUGUUGUAGCUAUUGAAGGCAGAUACGACAAAAAUUGUGCUUUUCUUACUGUAUCGAUGUACAUUUACCUGCCAGAAUCACAGCUGACUGCAGUCUUUUCAGUGGACGGCAGAGUUGACGGUCAAAGGUUUGAAUGAGACUAAAAGUUGAACUUUUUCUGUUUGUGAACAAAAUGAGGGAGGGAGGGAGGGAGGGAGGGUGCAGUGUGUUUGCCUGGAUGGUAAAAGAGGUUAUUUGAUGUAAAAAGAUGUUAUUUGCACAGCAUUCACAGAAUGCAGCCCUUUUGUGUUUUUUCAUUUGUAUUUCUAAAAAUGAAGCACUACUUCUAUACAAAUAUAAAUAUAUACUGUACAUAAAAACACCCGAAGGAAUGAAUGUCAGAAAUGUUAAAUUAUUUCAAACAUUACGUUUGGCCCCCUUUGGUUCAUUAUAUUUGUGAUGCCCUGAGAAUGUGUUUUUUUAUCAUAUAAUAUUACUAUUACUAUCAUAACAAUUAUUUUGUGUGAUAAUAACGAUAAUAAUCCUUUUGUAUCUACUCACUAACUGUAAAACCAGCUGUAGAAGUUAGUCUGGCACUGUGUGUGGCUAAUCAAACAUGAACCUUCUCUGUUUUCUGAUUUAUUUUGUCGCUCUGUGUAAUAUAAGUUCAAAUAGAAGCAGUACUGUAGUGAGCUUGCAUGGCAUCAAGAACAUAAUAGUACAAAAAAUAUUAUGUAUUGUUUCUGUUAUUUGUGCCAUGAAGAAGCAGCAAUAAUAAAACUUUGCGUGGAGGUUUUACAGUAUCCAGUCAUGGGUAAUGAUGGGUUGGAACAACUGUGUGAAUAUUUGAGGUACAAUUUUUUUUUUUUUUUUUUAAAUCUAGUUUAACAGUUUUCAGCCUGACACACUCUGCUUAGACAUUGUGUUUUUACCACUGUUGUCAGCAUAAUGUUCAUGUUGGCGCUGCUGAAAUACCAAAAUAUGAAUAAAUCUGUUAAACAAGAAGGUGAACAGGGAUUGAAAAGCCAACGACAGAUGAGUCGUACCAGAAAACAUUCCAGUUUUUAAUCAUCAUUUAAAAAGUGGAAACAAUCUAUCAUCUGUCUCUGAAGGGCUUUUCUUUGAGUUUUUACAUUUGAUUUGUUUUGCGCCUCAAUUCCUUUUUUUAAAUCAACUUUUUGUUUUACAUCGUGCCAGCAACAGAGUGGUAAAAUGUCACAUGUGGUUCACACGUAAACUGUAAAUGUAUUCUGUCUCUGUCAGUGUACAGUAUGUUUCAUCUCAUACUUACCCAUCCAUCAUGCAUGGUGGUUUCACACACCUGGGAUUCACAGCAGAGGUCAGUGUCAAAGAUCUCACGGCUCCUCCUGGAAGAAAUGAUCAGUUUUUUUGGUCAAAACAGCAAUGCAAGACAUCAAAUAUAUAUCUUACAAUUCUGUUAAGGGAUUUUGAGUAAAUGGAAGCCUUAAAAUGUUAAGGACAGAUGGUCUUGUUUCUUAGACUUGAUCAGGAAAGCUGGAAAAUGAAAAGUCGGGGCUGAAGAAACAGAUUUGUGCUGACAGUGUUUAGAUUUCUGUUCUAUUCACAAACUCCAGUCACAGAUGAAUUUAUUUUCUUUACGACGUCUUUGACAUUGAAUUUUGCUAUAAAUUCCUUCGAUCAGAGGAUUGCGAGAGAGACAGGUUGUAAACGGCUCUCUCUUGCUUCCUCUCGGUGAUCUGUGUUUUAUCACAUCUAUAUAUUGUAUGUAUCUGUAAAUGUUUUCAUACUUUGUGAAUGCUUUUUUCUGUUAUUUCUUCAUUAACAAAAAGGAUGAGAAAAUACAAUCAGUAACAUUUACACAUGAAAAUAAAAUUGACAAGCUUGCCA
Molecule: messenger RNA, 8205 nt
Organism: Seriola aureovittata
Lineage: Eukaryota; Metazoa; Chordata; Actinopteri; Carangiformes; Carangidae
Gene: fam13b
Product: family with sequence similarity 13 member B
Exons: 24
Coding region: 471-3638 (1055 amino acids)
Biological process (GO): signal transduction
Source: RefSeq, a predicted model, not a curated record